This is a messenger RNA of Nicotiana tabacum (common tobacco), 4630 nucleotides long. NCBI's taxonomy places the organism in Eukaryota, Viridiplantae, Streptophyta, Magnoliopsida, Solanales, Solanaceae. The record is from RefSeq and is a predicted model, not a curated record.
CUAGAAUUUAAAAUAACAAAUGAAACACUAAAAUCUGUCCAGAGACAGAAGUAGCCAAACUCUCAUCUCGAACACAUCGACUCGAUGUGAAGAACUGUGAAACAUCCAAAAUCCGUCUUCUAUAGCUAGGAAUCCCAAAAUUGAAACUCAAAAUCGAUCCUCUCUAGCUAGAAAUCUGUCUAGAUAUAGAAAUCCCAAAUCAAAAUCCCUCAAAAAUCUCACCCAAAUCAAAAUCCCUCAAAUCAGAAUGUGAAUUCGAUUGGGUGUUUAUGAUACUUGCCGGAAACUUCAUUUUGAAGCUAAAUCUCAAGAUUGAAAGCUUGUUUGACGAGUUUUGGUUUGAAUUUUUGAAUCAGAGUGUGCGAAGAAGAAGACCACUGCUGCGGAAGUCGAUUCAAAGCUUCUUCAACUUUGAGAAAAAGAAUGUGUUCAAGUCAAAAAUCACUGUCCAUCUCACAGUGCAGUGACUAGGUUCAGACCGAGUUUGAUAUUUCUCCGCAUAAGCCCUGUAAUUUCGCAAGGCUCCACUUGUGGGAUUACACUGAGUUUUUUGUUAUUGUCUUAUAAUUUCGUAAGGAACAGGGAGGCAGCUUAUUUCUAGUUGUUCAGAUAUGAUGGAUAAAAGUUGGUUGAAUAUUAGGAAUAGAGUCGACCAAAGAUAUAGAGAUGGAGUAGACAACUUUCUUAAUUGGGCAUUCAGUCAACCAACGGUGAACACUAUGAUUCGGUGUCCUUGUAAAGGGUGUCUGAAUACCGUGUUCAAGUUAAGGGUUGGUGUAAGAGGAGAUUUAUUGAAGAAGGGUUUUUGUGAUUCUUAUAAAGUGUGGGACUUGCAUGGAGAAGUGUUAGUUAGAGUUGAAACUUCUAAGACUGCAAUUAGUGAUGAAGCGGAAGAUGAUAGCAUUGAAGAGGAUAAUAUUACUGAAAUGAUUCACGAUGCUUGUGGAUAUACGAAUGUGGAGGAUAAUAACAAUAAUUCAGAGGACAAUGAAGAGCCAAAUGUACAUGCAACAAAGUUCUACAAAUUGUUAGAAGAUGAUGAGACAGAACUUUAUCCUGGUUGUAAAAAAGUUUCGAAGUUGUCUUUUAUUGUUAGAUUACUUCACUUGAAGUGUCUUAACCAUUGGAGCAAUAAAUCGAUGGAUGCAUUAUUGAGCUUUUUCAAAAAAGUUCUUCUCGAGGGGUCAUUUGUACCUAAUUCUUUCUAUGAAGCAAAGAAAGUUCUUUGUGACCUCGGCUUAGGGUACACUAAAAUAGAUGCAUGUCGAAAUGAUUGUAUUUUAUAUUGGUGUGAUUAUGCCGAUGUCCAAGCAUGUCCUAAGUGUGGUAAGUCUAGAUGGAAGUCCGAAGAACAUGGAGGCAAGAAAGUAGCUCAUAAAAUCUUGCGGCAUUUUUCAAUCAAACCAAGGCUUCAAAGAUUAUAGAUGGCAAGAGAAACAACAACAAAAAUGAGGUGGCACAAGGAGGGAAAUGUUGAUGAUGGUGUCUUGCGACAUUCAUAUGACUCAAUAACAUGGAAAUCCUUUGAUGCACAACAUCCCACCUUUUCAGCUGAGUUAAGAAAUGUUCGAUUAGGUUUGGCGAGUGACGGAUUCCAACCUUAUGGGAACAUGAGUUCUAAUCAUAGCAUUUGGCCAGUCGUACUAGCUACGUAUAAUUUGCCACCAUGGGAUUGCAUGAAAAAUCCAUAUUUCAUAAUGACGCUUCUUAUUCCGGGCCCCAAGUGUCCAGGCAAUGAUAUUGAUGUAUAUUUACAACCAUUGAUUAAAGAGUUGCAAGAAUUAUGGGUCGGGGUGGAGACUUAUGAUGCACACUCAAGAUCUAGUUUUUUUAUGUGUGUGGCUAUCAUGUGGACGAUCAAUGACUUUCCUGCAUAUGAAAAUCUUUCAGGAUGGUCAACUAAAGGCAAGCUUGCAUGCCCUUGUUGCCAUAAAGAUACACAAUCAACUUCCUUGCGUAGUAAGUUGUGUUAUAUGGGUCAUCGUCGCUUCCUUCCCAUGGACCAUCCAUGGCAGAGAAGUAGGACGUUAUUUGAUGGGAAAGUUGAAAUGGGAGUUGCACCUAACCCUUUAACUGGUGAUGAAGCACUUGUGCAAUUACAAGAUUUGGGUAAUGUGAGUUUUGGUAAAGGACAAAAGAGAAAGCGUGAUGUUCAUAGCAAUGCUUACAAUUGGAAGAAGAAAAGUAUCUUUUUCCAAUUGCCUUAUUGGAAGAGUCUUAUGUUACGACAUAACCUUGAUGUGAUGCACAUAGAAAGAAAUGUGUCCGAUAAUAUUUUAUCAACUGUCAUGAAUAUGGUUGGUAAGACAAAAGACACAUUGAAAAGUAGAUAUGACUUGAUGGAUCUUGGAAUCAGACAAAGGUUGCAUCCUAUUGAGGAUGGGAAUAAUAUUUUGUUACCUGCAGCAUGCUAUGCAUUAUCCGCGGAAGAGAAGCUGAAGGUGUGCAAUUUCUUAGCUAAUCUGAAGGUUCCUGAUGCAUUUUCCUCAAACAUUUCAAGGUGUGUCAACGUACAAGAGAAAAAGAUACAUGGAUUGAAAUGUCACGAUCAUCAUGUAUUGUUGCAAGACAUUUUUCUAGUAGCUAUACGUGGUUUUCUACCCAAGGAAGUGUGUGAUCUAAUUAUAGCCUUAGGAAAGUUUUUCAAGAAUAUAUACUCUAAGUGUUUGACGAUUGAAGAUCUUGAUAUCGUAGAGGUAGAAAUUCCUGUUAUUUUGACCAAACUUCAACUUGUUUUCCCUCCGGCUUUCUUUGAUGUUAUGGUUCAUUUUCCAAUUCACUUGCCAAGUGAGGCAAAGCUUGGUGGACCAGCUCAAUAUUGGAAUAUAUAUCCUAUUGAGAGGUAUCUACGAACACUUAAGUCAUAUGUUCGCAACAAAAAUCGUCCAGAAGGUUCAAUUGCAGAAGGUUAUUUGGCAGAGGAAAGCCUCACAUUUUGCUCACGAUACUUGAAGAAUAUCUUAACAAAGUUCAAUAAACCAACUAGGAAUGACGAUGGAUCUGUGUCAAAUGAUGAGAUAUAUAUCUUUAAAAAAAGUGGGCAAACAAAGGGUGCCUCAGACGACAUCAGGCUAUCUCAUGAUGAGUUUAAACAAGCAUGUAUGUAUGUGCUUCAAAAUUGUGAAGAGGUUUCGCAUUUCAUGGAGUAAGUCUCUUAUUAACUUCAAGAUAGUUUCACAUUGAGAUAAUUUGAAUCCGAUUUAUCUUAGCUAACUUAAAAUGUAGGGAAUAUACAAGCGAGAUUGAAAGCCAAAGUUCAAUGAGAGUUCAUAAAAAUGGGUUUCUUGAUUGGUUUCGUGCACGUGUAGGUGCAUGUCUACUCAAAUAAUAAUAUUGACAUUAGUUUAUUCAUCCCAUCAUGUUAUUGGUCAUAACAAUAUUGUUCGUCUUUGUAGAUAUUUGUACUAUCUGCACAAGGAAGUGCAAAGGAUGAGCUCAUAAGCUUAGCCGUCGGUCCUACACCAUUAGUACAUCGAUAUUCAACAUUGUGGUGAAUGGAUUUAGAUUCCAUACAAAAGAGCUUGCAUUGAGAAGAAAAACGUAGAAUAGUGGUGUGCUUGUGAGAGGAGAUGAUUCAGACUCUAAUAAGGUGUAUUAUGGUGUAUUAGAGGACAUUUAUGAGUUAUCUUAUGUGGGAAACAGAAAAGUUUACUUAUUCAGGUGUCAUUGGUGGGAUGUGGCUCGCUUGGGAAGAGGAUAUAAGAUUGACAAAUAUGGUUUCACAAGUGUGAAUAUUCGGUGUGCCUUGAAUACAAAUGAGCCAUUUGUGUUGGCAUCUCAGUCAGAACAAGUCUUUUACUUGGACGACAUGGUCGAUAAUGAUUGGCUUGUUGUUGUGAAGACAAAUCCUCGUGACCUUUUCAAAAUUCCUGAUAAUGAUGAUAAUUGUGUAGAUAUUGAAGAUGAAGAAUUACUGAAUGAAGAAGUUUAUCAACAAGAGGAAGCUGAAUUUAAUACUUUGUGCACCAAUGACCAAGAAAAUAUUAUUGAGGUGUCUCUACUUAGGGAUAAUGUUGAAUCACAAAGUAUUAACUACGAUUAUGCAAGUACGCAAGCUGAUAUCGAUGUGCAUAAUGAGGAAGAUGAUUUCAUUAAUGGCAAUCAUAUAGAAAUAUCAUAGAGUGAAGAUAGUGAAGAAGAGUUAUUUGAUGAUGAUGAUGGGGAGGACACUGAUACAUCCUCUUGAAGACUAAGAAGCAAAAGACGAAUGAUAUAAAUGUUACAUCCUAUUUUGAAAAUUCUCUAUAUUUUUGUCCAUGACUUUAUACUACCCCAUGUAUUUGUUUGGAACUGCCAAUGAACCAAAAAUUAUUGAUGCUUGAAUCUUUAUAUUUCUUUUUUGAUUCUAUUCGUGAUGCUUGUAGCUUUAUGUUGUAUUGGUCUUCCGUUAUAUUGGUAUAAUGUAUAGGUGGAGUAAUGAAUUGUGUUAAAAGAAGGGAUCUGUUGUUCUAUGUGCCUGCUAAUUUGGGUGAAAAGGGUUGACCAUCAACUAACAAACAGUAGAGCUUUCUUUACUUUAGUAUCUAGUGAGGCAUGGACAUAUGUCCCCUUUCUAUAGACAUCUGAAGUUAGAAAAUAAGUGAAUUAAUAUUUUCUCUAUUCUGAUCAAUCAUUUUCUUUUUAUGUUUUA